This is a messenger RNA of Auanema sp. JU1783, 1458 nucleotides long. Lineage: Eukaryota; Metazoa; Nematoda; Chromadorea; Rhabditida; Rhabditidae. The record is from the annotation of a GenBank genome assembly.
AUGAGUGCCUUAAAUGAAGCAGAUUCAACGGUAAUUUUGGAUGUAAUCGAAAUGAAAAAUGAUCCUAAUUGGAAAUUACAAAGAUUGAAAGACGAGUUAUCCCAAAUGUGUUGGCAAUAUACCAAAUCAGAAGCACUUAUUCGAAACUAUAAUGGAGAAAAAUAUGGAACAAAUAUUGUAUGGGCCCACAUUGUUCAAUUUGUGACUCCCAUUGACAUGAGAGUUCGGCCUAUUUUCGCAACUCGUAUAUAUCACAAGUUGCUAAUCAAACUGGAGGAUUUCGCACGUAACAACACCUUACAAUUUUUUGAAAGGGAUCAGCUGAUUGAAUCAGUACCAUGCUUAGCAUAUGCUAAUCAUCGAUUCUUCAGAGGGAAAAUAGUGAGGGUAUCCAAUAAAGAGAGUGUUGAAGUUGAGAAUGUUGAUAACGGGGGAAGAUUUCUGUUAGCGAAAGAGAAGCUCAGGCCACUGCCAAUGAAAUUUGGUCGGAUUCCACCUCUAUCAUUGAAAUGCUUUUUAAACGGUACGAAGUUGUUCUUGAAGUUCAAGAAGUUUCAUUCAAAAGAUGCUGGAGCUUGUGUACUUGAUCCUAAAAAAGUGAUGCUCUUCCGAAAACAAAUCUCUGAUGGUAACGACUUAGUACGGAUUGAAUUUUGUUCCAAUGAAGAGCCUUUCAGAGUAAAAUUCCGUAGAGUUAGACUACUACUAUCAUUAUGUUUACAGGUCAAUGUUCUUCAUCCAACAAUUUUGAAUAAUAACUUAGCUGAAAUAUUCUCUCAGAGAGCUUUCAAAGUAGGCGAAGAAAUGUGCACUUCGGAGACAAGAAGGGAACCAGAGGAGGACAAAUAUGGGACAACUCUGAAAUUUAAAAAAUUUCUCCGACUGCCCAGAAGGUCUUUAGAAUAUUACGUCAGCCACAUAGAAAACGCUCAAGAAAUAUUCUUGAAAACUGAAACUAUGAAAAGAUCAACAAUGAAAAUCGAAAAUUUCAUAAACCUACACUGGGACGCCUUCGAUGAAUACGAUACAAUAAAAAGAGAGAGAGCUGUCUUGAUCAGAACUUGUAGCGAAACAUACCAUCGUGCAAGUAUGAAUCCUCAAUCAUCUUUUUUGUUAAUAGACCAUGGAAAAACUUUGCCUCCUGGCGUUGUAAUGCAAAUACGGAACAUACCAAGUAACUGGUUACUCAGUGCCGCUCCAGGGGUCUAUAAAGCUCUUUUAACCGGAAGGUCAAAAUACCCGCCACAUUAUUCUGAAACUAAAAUUCUCCGAGAGCUGUUACCUACAGGUGUAAAAGUUUAUUUCAACUGUAGCACGAGAGAUUCUGCUUCUGAGGGGAAUUUAGAGAGUGAAAAUUACAAAGAUUUGAUUUCGACUCUGGACGAAAGGUUGCUUGAAGCUCGAAUCAACCCGUCUUGUUUGGAAGUCCUUCCAUACAACAAUCGAACAAACAGAUGA